AUAUAAACGUUAAAUUACAAUUAGGUUAUGUAAACUAAUGUAGUUAAUAAAUUUUAUUGAAUCUCUUAAAAUUAAAAAGAAAAAAACUUAAACAGAAAAAAAACGAUGGCGUUCCGAAGAAUUCUGAACCCUAGGCCGCUGAACCAAAUACGUCAAUAUUGCGUUAAAAAACAAGGGGAAAAUAAAGCAACAACAGAUAACCCGGUAAAAAUGGAUAUUGCUCCGAUUUUCAGCAGGGACGGGGAUACCGGGACUUCCAAAACCAUUAUGGGGGAAUCACUGCCAAAAGACAGUCCCGUUUUUAAUGCCAUAGGGGCCACAGAGGAACUGCUAAGUUAUUUAGGUUUGGCCAGAGAACACGCCAAUGAAUCUGAACAUGAAUACACUGACAAAUUGAAAAGAAUUCAAACCAUUAUUAUUGAUAUCAGUACAGCCAUUUCACGCAAUAAUAAAAUGGCCAUCACACCUGUAUAUACCAAAGAAUUAGAAGAUUGGAUAUCUGAUUAUGCUAAGCAGUUACCACCUGCAGAACAGUAUAUUAUACCGGGCGGUGGUGUGGCAAGUGCCUCGCUACAUGUAGCAAGAGCGAUUUGUCGAAAAACAGAAAGAGUCAUAUGCCCCCUGGUGAGAGAAAAGAAACUCGACAAGGAGGCUCUUGUAUAUCUAAAUAGACUCUCGGACUUUUUACUAACAGUUUCCAGGAUAGCCGCUAAACACGAUCAAAGGGUGGAAAGCAUCUACAUUCCUAAACCCGAUGAAAAAGUGCAGGCACAGGAGUUGCAUGUUAGAAGAUGGUAGGGAUAUAUGCCAUAUUUUGUCAAUUGUGUAUAUUAUAUACAGACUCUGUACACUUUUAUACCAGUAAGAGUAGCUCAACUUUUUGGAGAGGAUGUUUUUUAAUUAACACAUAUUACAUUAUUAAAUGUUUGUUACAGUUAAA
Anthonomus grandis grandis is the source of this 940-nucleotide messenger RNA. Its product is annotated as corrinoid adenosyltransferase MMAB-like. Gene Ontology annotation, molecular function: corrinoid adenosyltransferase activity. NCBI's taxonomy places the organism in Eukaryota, Metazoa, Arthropoda, Insecta, Coleoptera, Curculionidae. The record is from RefSeq and is a predicted model, not a curated record. The transcript is spliced from 5 exons. Bases 106 to 798 code for a protein of 230 amino acids.